Molecule: messenger RNA, 2852 nt
Organism: Triplophysa dalaica
Lineage: Eukaryota; Metazoa; Chordata; Actinopteri; Cypriniformes; Nemacheilidae
Gene: gpd1l
Product: glycerol-3-phosphate dehydrogenase 1 like
Exons: 8
Coding region: 101-1156 (351 amino acids)
Biological process (GO): carbohydrate metabolic process; glycerol-3-phosphate catabolic process
Cellular component (GO): cytosol; glycerol-3-phosphate dehydrogenase (FAD) complex
Molecular function (GO): protein homodimerization activity; glycerol-3-phosphate dehydrogenase [NAD(P)+] activity; NAD binding
Source: RefSeq, a predicted model, not a curated record
GUCACGUUUCUUUCCACCAGCAACAAACGCUUUACUGUCUGGACAGUAACUAAAUUCUUUACUUAAAACAUUCAGCAAUUUGUUGAAAGCAAAACUAGUUAUGGCUGCUCCAUUGAAAGUAUGUAUUGUCGGCUCAGGAAACUGGGGCUCUGUCAUUGCAAGAAUUAUUGGCUCAAAUGCACAGAAACUGCAACACUUUGCCACUACAGUUAAGAUGUGGGUGUAUGAAGAAGUGGUCAAUGGCAAAAAGCUGUCUGAGAUCAUCAACACGGAUCACGAGAACGUCAAGUACCUUCCAGGUUACAAUCUCCCAGAGAAUGUGGUUGCGGUGCCGCAUAUACGGGAUGCUGCAGAUGGUGCCGACAUACUGGUGUUCGUGGUACCUCACCAGUUCAUCAGAAAACUGUGUGAGGAGAUGGUGGGCUGCGUCUCAGAGAAAGCUAGAGGGAUUACAUUAAUCAAAGGUAUUGAUGAAGGACCGGAAGGAUUAAAGCUGAUCUCUGACAUCAUCAGGGAAAAAAUGGGCAUCGAUGUGAGUGUCCUAAUGGGGGCGAAUAUUGCCAAUGAAGUGGCGGCUGAGAAGUUCUGUGAGAGCACCAUUGGCAGCAAGGUUUUGGAGAAUGGCCUCUUAUUUAAAGAGCUCCUGCAGACACCAAACUUCAGAAUCACUGUGGUGGAUGACGCUGACACGGUGGAGCUCUGUGGAGCACUCAAGAACAUUGUGGCGGUGGGCGCAGGCUUCUGCGACGGUCUGCAGUGUGGAGACAACACCAAAGCAGCCGUUAUUCGUUUGGGACUGAUGGAGAUGAUCGCUUUCGCCAAACUCUUCAGCAAGGACGGCUCCGUGUCAUCAGCCACGUUCCUUGAGAGCUGCGGCGUGGCAGACCUCAUCACCACCUGCUACGGAGGGCGUAACCGGCGCGUGGCCGAGGCUUUCGCUAAAACGGGGAAGAGCAUCGAGGAACUGGAGAAGGAGAUGUUAAAUGGACAACAGCUUCAGGGUCCAUUGACUUCGGCAGAGGUCUAUCACAUCCUUAAACAGAAGAACCUAGAAGACAAGUUCCCCCUGUUUACAGCUGUGUACCAGAUCUGUUUCAAUGGAAAGCCGGUUCAGGAUAUGAUCACCUGCCUGCAGAGCCAUCCAGAACACCUGUGAGCGUGUCCCUGGGCCAGAUCCUUUGACAUCACCAUCUCCGUCCUCUCUCAUCCUCUUGGUGGUUCUACCUCUAACACUUCCCAUUUUUUUAGUUGUUACAUUUGUUUACUCGUAUACGAUGUUACAUUUUCUUACAUUACUCUCUCUGUCCCUGAACCAAUACUAGCUUUGUACGCUAAACAUUCGGAUCAAACUCAAUGGUUUGCUUCCAACCUUUUGUUAUUAUGUGACGAAUGUCCUCGACAAAUAACUCAAGAAUGAAGGAACUUAUUCUUCUUUAAUUAAUGCAAAGCCAUGUUUAUUAUAUACUCUUGAGCACAUUUAGAAUUUUAAAAAUUGUUCUGUUUGACUGCCCCCUGGUGGAUGGUCCACAAUAUCACGUUACAAACAAAUAGGAUUACAUGUCUCCUUCAAAAUACCAUGGAGAAAAUUCCUCUUAGAUUAUAACAGUAGAAUCUGAAACAUCUACAUAAACACUUUGCACAAAUGUGAUGCAAGUAAACUAGAACGCUCCCUUCAUAAUUAAAGUGCCUGCAGCUAAAGGGUGUUGCAGCUUUUUGACUACUAAGAGCGUUUUGGGUAAAUCAUGUUGUGUGGAAAUAGAAUAGAAAUACUUUAAUUGAGAAUCGAUUGGUGCUUCGAGAUCCCGUAAAACCAGCAUAAUACCACUUAAUCUAAAAAUCUUCCUUUAAGUCUACAAACACGAGUAAUUUCUCACAAGGGCAAAGCAACUGUUUAGAAUGACAUACAGUAUUCUAAUUGAUUUAUCUGCUGAAACUGCCAUGUAUGAUGUUCACUUUUGGGAACACAUAAAAUGUGAAACAAGUAUGAUUUCUAAUGUGAAUAUGCCUUCAACUUCAAGCAUUUUUGAUACUUGAAUGCACUCUCUCUGGGAAACAAACAUCUAAUGUUUUUAGUUGGUUGGUUAUAAUGAACAAUACUCGCUAAAGGGGAGCAAUUUCUUUAUCCUUAUUUACAAGUGACACAUUUUUAAGACUGAAGUGCUUUAAAGAAGACGCAGGGGGAACAUGGCUGUCUGUUAAACAAUAUGUCUGUACUUUUGUAUCAGGUCACAGUUACAAUCUAAGCUUCAAGAACGCACUGACAUAAUGAUAACAUUUACCUACCAAGCAGGAAUAUGGUACACACUACCAUGAUAAUCUUCAGGUCACCUUGAGAUUUCAGUUUUAAAUUGUUCCUCACAGCUAACAGUUAAAUCUUUUAUCUGAAGUUUUACUAUUAAAAGAAUGAAGGAAUGGUUUACGAAAAUCUGUAGAUUUGCUUUCAGAAGAGAGUGUGUUAUGGGAGCAGCUCGUAUUUGAAUCCAUAAUGGCCUUCUCUUAGAGCAUUAUUAUUCUUUAGUGCUUAUACAUCGGUUAGGUCAUGCCUAACACAAAUGAUAAAUAAUCAUGUAUUUGUUGAAGUCGUCUUUUCUUCAGUGUUCAUGUUGUACUCCGUCACGGAUGAAUAAUGAUAUUACAAGUAGGAAUAAUCUAGUCAUAGUGUACACAUAAUGUAUAACACUCCAGUGGACUAAAACAUUUUAAGAUCAUUAAAUACAUGUACUUUGUUGUAUUAACCCAUAUUGUAGUCUAUUAAAUGGUAUAACAUUGGUGUGUUGUUGACAUUGUUAAAGCUGAACGUUUAUAAACAAAGGCUGCUUUUGAAAGUAAACAAUAAAGUCAGUGCACAGUCA